UGUGUGUGUGCUGAUGCGAACCGGCUGCCGGCCUCUCUCCGUGUCUCGGUGUGUAUAUAAAGGUCGGGAGGAUGUCAGCGCGCUGAGCUCGCGGACAAGAUGCCGCUCGGUCUGAUGCUGCUGCUGACGGUCGCCGCCGCCGCCGCCACCGCCGACCUGCCCGGGACGGGCGCCUCGCUGCCGGCGUCGGAGCUCAGCUUGUCCCCGCCGGUCCCCGCCUCUCCCUCCUCCCCGCCGCUCCUCCUCACGCAGAAACCCGGGAUGGAGUUCGGGGCGCCCGGUGUCGCUUUGGCCCGGUCCGCCGCGGAGGAACCGUCCGGUACCGGAGAGGAUGAGGGGGGAGGAGAACAGCAUCACCAUCACGGCGGCGGGUACCGGGUGGUCCAGUGGGAGUGGAGCUACGUCCAGACUCCGUACAUCAUCGCCAUCUGGCUCCUGGUGGCCAGUGGGGCCAAGAUCCUCUUCCACCUCUCCCAGCGCUUCACCACCGUGGUCCCAGAGAGCUGCAUGCUGAUCCUGAUUGGUCUGGUUCUGGGCGGGAUCGUCCUCAUAGCCAAUAAGAAGCAGCUGUAUCAGCUGGAUCCUGCCCUCUUCUUCCUCUUCCUGCUGCCAACCAUUGUGGGUGACGCCGGCUACUUCAUGCCGGCCCGGCUCUUCUUCGACAACCUGGGAGCCAUCCUGACGUACGCCGUGGUGGGAACGCUGUGGAAUGCUUUCUGCACCGGCUUCUGCCUGUUCGCUGCCAAACUGCUGGGUGUCAUAGACGAGGGCGUGGAGGCCGGCCUGAUGGACUUCCUGUUGUUUGGUGCCUUGAUCUCAGCCGUCGACCCUGUGGCGGUGUUGGCCGUGUUCGAGGAAGUUCACGUCAACGACACACUCUUCAUCAUUGUGUUUGGAGAGUCGCUGGUCAACGACGCCGUCACUGUGGUUCUCUAUAAGGUCUACAUCUCCUUCGUGGAGGUGGGAGCAGAGAACGUCCAGACAGCUGAUUACUUCAAAGGAGUGGCCUCCUUCCUCAUUGUCAGCAUCGGGGGGACUCUGGUGGGUCUGGUCUUUGCCGUCAUCCUCGGCUUCAUCACCCGUUUCACCAAGAAGGUCCGCAUCAUCGAGCCGCUCUUCGUCUUCCUGCUGGUCUACCUGGCGUACCUGACCGCCGAGCUCUUCUCGCUGUCCGCCAUCUUGUCGAUGACCUUCUGUGGCAUCGGAGCUAAUAAAUAUGUGGAGGCCAACAUCUCCCAGAAGUCCCGGACCACCGUCAAGUACACCAUGAAGACCCUGGCCAGCAUCGCUGAAACCAUCAUCUUCAUCUUCCUCGGGAUCUCAGCGGUGGACAAGUCUAAGUGGGCCUGGGACACGGGCCUGGUGUCCUGCACGCUGGUCUUCAUCUUCGUCUUCAGAGCUGUGGGUGUGGUCGGCCAGACCUGGGUUCUAAACCGCUUCCGCCUCGUCCCGUUGGAUAAGAUCGACCAGGUGGUGAUGUCGUAUGGUGGCCUGCGGGGGGCAGUGGCUUUCGCUCUGGUGGUGCUGCUGGAUGCUGAGCAGGUCAAAGCCAAGGAUUACUUCGUGGCCACAACCAUCGUGGUGGUCUUCUUCACUGUCAUGUUCCAGGGUCUGACCAUCAAACCGCUGGUGAACUGGCUCAAAGUUCCUCGUUCCACCAACAGGAAGCCGACCAUCAACGAGGAGAUCCAUGAGAGGGCCUUUGACCACAUCCUGACUGCAGUGGAGGACAUUGCAGGACUGCAGGGGUAUCAUCACUGGAGAGACAAGUGGGAGCAGUUUGAUAAGAAUUACCUGAGCAAGCUGCUGCUGAGGAAGUCGGUGUACAGGAAGAGCGAGCUGUGGGAGGCUUAUCAGAAGAUCAACAUCAGGGACGCCAUUAGUGUCAUUGACCAGGGUGGGAACGUCCUGACUUCAGCCAGGCUGUCUCUUCCCUCGAUGGCCAGCAGAGCUUCGUUUCCUGAAGUCACUAACGUCACCAACUACCUGCGUGAGAACGGCAGUGGUGUCUGUCUGGAUCUCCAGGUCAUCGAUAACGUCCUCGGAGCCAAAGUAGAGGAGGACAUGGAGACACAUCAUGUCCUCGCUGGAAACCUGUACAAGCCCAGGAGACGGUACCAGUCCCACUACAGCCGCCACUUCAUGCCUCUGGGGGAGAAGGAGCGUCAGGACCGGGAGGUGUUUCAGAGGAACAUGAGGAGCCGGAUGGAUGCGUUCAAAUCCACCCGACACAAGCGGCACAAGAAGGAACGCAGCCUGAAGAAGCGCCGAGGAUCAGACAUCAAGGAGGACAGUGGCGACAAACCCAGACGCAAUGUCAGCUGGCAGGAUAAAGACCCAGACCCGGUAGUGGUUCCUGUGGAACCUGAAGACAACAAAGCAGAACAUUCAGACCCAGAGAAGGAGGAAGAUAUGGGCAUCACCUUCGUCGCUCGUAAGGUGGAGACACCAAAACAGCGACCCAAAUCAGUCCCAGCAGCUCUGGAAGGGAGUUCACCAGCUGGAUCCCCAUCACCACACAGUGAAGACCCCCACCUGCCGUGGAAAGGUAGUGUUGGUUCUCCUCCUCCCUGUGUGUCCGUGGAGGCCACAAAGAUCAUCCCUGUGGACCUGCAGCAGGCCUGGAACCAGAGCAUCUCCUCCCUGGAGAGCGUCUCGUCUCCACCCGCCCCUGCUGAACCCGUCCAUCCUCGUAUCAGCGCCCUCUCCAGGCUGGGGGCCCCCCGUCCAGCCUCCUACACCCCGCCAGGCAGCACGGCAGGCAGCACCACCUCCUUGGGGGCUCAGGUGUCACAGGGCACCUUCUGCUUCCCGGAGAAGAAGAAGAAGAAGGAGGUAGAGGAGGAGGAGGAGGAGGAAGAAGUGUCAGCAGAGGAAAUGCUGCCACUCAUGUCUUCCAUGAGGACCCCUGGAUCCUUACCGCCACCCCCACCCCCGCCCCCGCCCGGCUCCGGGAGAAGGAGGAACCCCUGCGUGUACCUGAGGAGCCUGGUGACGGCACCCCCUCCUGGCAGCGAGGAGCUGCACAGCCGUGGUCCCACCCAGCUGUGAUCAGGAAAACAUCACACACAGAAGAGGCAGGUCGACAGGCCAGCCAAUAGGAAACCAGCUCUCCAUCUGUCCUCCAGCAGCUUAGCCUCCUAGUCAGAACUGUUGUCUCCUCCCAUCCGAUCAGCCUGUCUGCCUGCUGCAGGAAGUGAAUCACAUGACCAGACAGCAGUUCAGUCACUGCCACUCGUUACCAUGACAACACAAGCUUCCAGUUUAGAGCUGCAGGUGUAUGAUGGAGGGCAUGAUGCUCACAGGAUCAGAUGGUGUGAUCAAUGUAGAGUUAAGCUGACCAAACAUGAAUGUAUAAAACAUCAUACUUCCCAACUUUCUGUCCAAUUUCCUGUCUGACCACCAGUCCAACUUUCUAUACA
Messenger RNA from Melanotaenia boesemani (Boeseman's rainbowfish), 3422 nucleotides. It is a transcript of the gene slc9a5, whose product is annotated as solute carrier family 9 member A5. Gene Ontology annotation, cellular component: membrane. Lineage: Eukaryota; Metazoa; Chordata; Actinopteri; Atheriniformes; Melanotaeniidae. Gene Ontology annotation, biological process: sodium ion transport; proton transmembrane transport; regulation of pH. Bases 100 to 3051 code for a protein of 983 amino acids. The record is from RefSeq and is a predicted model, not a curated record. Gene Ontology annotation, molecular function: sodium:proton antiporter activity. The transcript is spliced from 16 exons.